UGUGAGUGUAUGUGUGUAUAGGACACAGUCUACCACCUCAUGUGAACCUGUGUACAGACGAUGAUCAUCACUGGAUUUUGUGCAAAUAUUUGAAUAUUUGAAUAAUCAAGUGGAUUUAUUGGUUAAAUGAUAAAUUUCAAUAUUAAAUAUUUGAUAUUGGCCUUUAAAUAUCUGCGGCUAAGAAACUUGUUCAGCGCUAGAUAAAUUCAGUGGAGUGUAACCAACAUUUUGAAAGCGAUUGCAAUCAAGCAAGAUAAAGUUGGAUCACAGUUGAAUGUCCUUGACUCUCAUUACUGUUUGCUUGUGGAUGAGUCAAGGUGUGUUGGAUUUUAAUAAACCUGCAGAGACUUGGAUUAAUGUUAAAACUUAAUAUUGUAAAGGAGUAACUUGUCCUACGAUUACAAGAUUACAAUCAACAGGUUCCAGCUUUCGAUUUUAAACAGGGGUGUGGUAGUGUGGUGUGAGGGCGUGCCAGCAUGAGUGGGGCGCCACAGGUGAAUGGGCCCUCCAGCCCCACCGGGAAAUACAUAGACACAAUAGAUCCUGAUGAUGAAGAGUACCAGAAGAACUUACGCCGGCCGGCGGAGGUGAAAGAGGACAUAAAACAGAUGUCAGACCGUUCGCGCGUCUCGCUGAUCCUCAACAGCGAGGCAUUUCGCCGGGAACUCGAGGAGAUUGUGGACGAGCAACUUCGCCAAGGCAAUGCGCCGGCCAGCCUGCUCGCCCUCCAGCAGAUCUCCAACUUGCUCCUGCCAAACCACAAGUUCUCUCACGGCUCUAUGCUGGGGGCAGGAGCGCCCCCAGUGAUUCCUGUGGCAGACAUAAAGGGCACGGAGGCCAUGUCGUACACAAAACAAGAGAAAGCACUGAGGUGCAAGCUGGCCUCCUGCUACAGACUUGUGGACAUCAAUGGCUGGUCACACAGCAUUUAUAACCAUAUAACGGCCCGUGUCAGUCAAGACCACGAGCACUUUCUAAUCAACCCGUUCGGCAUGAACUACUCAGAGAUCACUGCUUCUUCGCUAGUAAAAGUGGACUUGCAGGGGAAAGUGCUUGAUGAGGGCACAACCAUGCUGGGCAUAAACCGGGCUGGCUUUAAUCUUCAUUCAGCCAUACACCAGUUUCGGCCAGACAUUAAAUGCAUCAUCCAUCUACACAAGCCAUCUGUAGUCGCGGUAUCGAGUAUGACGUGUGGAUUCCUGCCUCUGUCCCAAGAGGCCCUGAUCUGUGGUGACAUCAGUUACCAUGACUACAAUGGCAUCCUUGUGGAUGAGUCAGAACGCGAGAAGCUCCAGAGAAACCUAGGACCAAUUAACAAAGUGAUGAUCUUACGUAACCAUGGUAUUGUGGCAUGCGGCUCAACCAUUGAAGAGGCCUACCACUUUGCCUUCAACGUAGUGGCAGCCUGCAACUCACAGAUCCAAGCCAUGCCCGCAGGUGUAGAGAAUCUGAUAAAGGUGAGCGAUGAUAUUCGCAAGAAGACGUUCGAGAUGGCCAACAGGGGCGGUGGCGGGGUGGAUUCCUCCGACAGGAAGUGGAAGAUUGGGCAGCUGGAGUUUGAGGCUCAAAUGAGGGUCAUGGAUAACGCUGGUUACAGAACAGGCUACAACUACAAGCAGCCUAACCUGAAGCGUGAGACGCGAAGAGAGAAGUCGAAUGCAGACGUGGAAGUACCCCCCUCCUCUAGUUCAUUUACAUACGUGUUUGAUGGCGAUGUGGAACAUUCGAAAUACAUGUCCCCAAUAAAGGCAGCCAUGGAGCGCCAGAAGCAACAGCACAAGGUGGGCUGGCUCAACUCCCCAAACGUCUAUAUCAGACAGGAGGUCGAUGAGACUGGCACUCAGAACCCAAAGAAAUACAGCAAGUGGGUUCCAGAUGGUGACCCCAACUCGCCCAAGAGAAGCACCCCCAUUAAGGUGGACCAUCCCAACCAGUUUGCACCACAGGGCUCCGACCCCAGGGAGUUCAAGCAGAAACAGAAACAGAUCCGUAAGGACUACUAUGACGAGAGGAUCUCUGCCGGGCCCCAGUCCAAGAUCCUGGAGGGCAUGACCUGGGAGGAGGCAGAGAAAAUGAAGCAAAUGGAACAGAACGGAUACGAUGGCAGCCUCAGUGCCACUGGCGAUAGCGUGAUCGUAAUAGGGGCCGCCUCAAGGGGCAUAAUUCAGCGGGAUCAGCAACACAAUGUGCAGGUGUACAAGUCCCAGUAUGCGGCCAAUCCGUUCGAGACAAUGUCAGCAGAGGAGAUUGAGCGCUACAAAUGGGAGGUUGAACACCGUGGGGCACAGGACGGUCUGGCUACUGUGGAGGAGGAACAACUGGAACCUGGUCCUGAAGGAAAGCUGAUCUCCACAGAGGAGAGACUGGAACGAGUGCAACACAGGGGAGAGGAGUCCCACCCGGCUGCUGAUGUCAGUGAUGAUGGCCGCAGUGACGGACACAGGGUGAACGCAACCCCAGUGGAGCCUGUUGUUGUUGCUACGGUAACGACGAGUCUCAAUUCCGAGGCUUCCUUCCGGGUAUCAACUGGUAGCGGCGCGUCUGGGUCUAGUGUACCCGAAAGCCCCGGGUCUGGAGCUGUGCGGAGAGUGAAACACACAUCCAAGUCAUCAUUGUCCAAACAGAACAGAAAUUCACGAGAAACCAAUGUUGAUGACAUUCUUGGAAAACCAGAAAUAAGAAAGUCUCGAGAAACUAAUUUAGACGACAUUAUUGCCGAACAACAAUUAGGUGGCAGCAUCAGCAUUGAUGAUUUGGUUCCAAAUCACAAAACUGCUGGAGUGACCUUUGAGGAUAUAGUUGAGGAUUCACAAGCGUUCAUUAGUAACAAAUACUAUGCCCAGCCUGUUUCACCGGUCACACCCACCUCUAACUUCCAACGGUCAGAGUCCGCCAGAUACCCGCCUAAAUCCCCUCAACUGAUUGAAGAAUUGAAAGCCAAGAACUUUGAUCGCUCAAAAUCCGAACGCAAAGCUAAGAAUAAGGGAAAGAAAGAGAAGGCAGUAAAUGGUGAUGAUGACCAGAUGCGGUCUCCGGCCAAGUCAGACACGCUCCGCUCCACGGACAGCGCCAGCGGCGGUGAGACACUGGAGGAGUCAGGACGCAGCAGCAAAGAGGGAUCCCCCACCAAGGAGCAUCCAUCACCGACAAAGGAGAAGAAAAAGAAGAAGAAAUUUAGAAUGCCAUCGUUCUCGAAAAACAAGAAAAAUAAGGAAGGCAAAGAAAGUUCAAUUUGAAAGCACAUGUAUUAGUUCAAUGCAUAAUGCAGACAUCUUAUUGUCGUGAUAGUUUUUUUUUAAAUAUUUGUAUUCAAUAUGUAUACCUUAUCUUGCAUGUGAUUGGACAGUCCAGCUGAGGUAAUGGUCACAUGAUUAAAAUGCUGAUUUCUGAUUGGUUUACAAAACAGCAGCAGCUUACUGCUGUGGUUGAAUGAAUUUACCAAUAUUUUUCAAAAAAGAUUUUUCUAUUUAUUUUACAAAAGUAAUUGAAAUAACACAUUUAUUAGAAAACCAGCUUUGUGUACAUCCAUUAAAAUGUGUUCUUAAAUAUUUCCCUUCAAAGUUGCAAUAAUCUGUCGUUCAAACUGAAAGGUUGACCUGUGUGUGAAGCUGUUUGUCCGAAGCACUCUUCCUGUGCAUUAAAAUUGCAAGACCUUGUAUGGUAUAUUGUAGCCUCAGCCUUAUAGGAUUUCAUAUUAAACAUUUGUUACCUGGCUUGCCCUUACAAUGUUUAUGAUCAGUUUCAGAUUUUCAGAUGAAAGACAAGUGGUACUUAAAGCAUGAGCUUUGAAUAUAAUUAUUGCUUUCAGUAAUUUGAAAUGAAAAAUGUAAAAACAUCUGGUUUGCUGUGUUACUAUUCAAGAAUUGCAUGCUGGUGACUUACGAAGUUUUCAAAGCAGAGAUGCUUAUCUACGAAAAUUGUGUUGUUAAGAAACUUUGUGGAAGUUAACAACCAAGGUAACACCAAAUCAUGCACUUGAUGUCAUUUGUUUUUUUAAGCAGAAUCUAAAUGAUCUAAAAUAUUGAUGCAUCAUUUCAUCAUGUACAUUCAUUUUACUCAUUUCUGAUUUUUAUACGCCCGUAUAAAAUACGGGACGUAUUAUGUGAAACCCCUUGGCGGCGGGCGGGCGGGCGGCGGGCGGGCGGGCGGCGGGCGGCGGGCGGCGGGCGGAAGGCAUCACUUUGUCCGGACUCUAAUUCAAAUUGUAUUCAUCCGAUCUUCACCAAACUUGGUCAGCAGUUGCAUCUAGUUGAUAUCUAGGCCAAGUUCGAAUAUGGGUCAUGCCGGGUCAAAAACUAGGUCAUAGGGUCAAUAAGUGCAUUUUCAAAGGGGCCACUUUGUCCGGACUCUAUUUCAAAUUGUAUUCAUCCGAUCUUCACCAAACUUGGUCAGCAGUUGUAUCUAGUUGAUAUCUAGGCCAAGUUCGAAUAUGGGUCAUGCCGGGUCAAAAACUAGGUCAUAGGGUCAAUAAGUGCAUUUUCAAAGGGGCCACUUUGUCCGGACUCUAUUUCAAAUUGUAUUCAUCCGAUCUUCACCAAACUUGGUCAGCAGUUGCAUCUAGUUGAUAUAUAGGCCAAGUUCGAAUAUGGGUCAUGCCGGGUCAAAAACUAGGUCAUAGGGUCAAUUAGUGCAUUUUCAACGGCGCCACUUUGUCCGGACUCUAAUUCAAAUUGUAUUCAUCCGAUCUUCACCAAAUUUGGUCAGAAGUUGUGUCUAGAUGAUAUGUAGGUCAAGUUCAAAUAUGGGUCAUGCCGGGUCAAAAACUAGGUCACGAGGUUACUUAGUGCAUUUCAAGCAUUUAGCAUGGUGUCCGCUCUCUAAUUGAAGUAGUUUUCAUCUGAUCUUCACCUAAUUUGGUCAGAAGUUGUGUCUAGAUGAUAUGUAGGUCAAGUUCGAACAUGGGUCAUGCCGGGUCAAAAAAGAGGUCACAUAGUGCAUUUCAAGCAUUAAGCAUGUUGUCCGCUCUUUAAUUGAAGUAGUUUUCAUCUGAUCUUCACCAAAUUUAGUCAGAUGUUACAUCUAAGUGAUAUCUAGGUCAAGUUCAAAUAUGGGUCAUGCCGGGUCAAUAACUAGGUCUUGAGGACACUUUCAAGCAUUGAGCAUGGUGUCCAAAACCUUCGAACGGGCGUAUCUUGUGACAGUUUGGCACUCUUGUUACUCAUUUUAAUUGUUCACCUGGUUUUUAUUGCUGCUCUUCCAUGUAUUUAUUUCACUAGCUUGUAGUCUUUAGAAAAUGGAAUAUUUAGCUCCGGGUCCUGCUGAUGAAUGCGGGAUGGUAUUCUUAUAAUGGUGCCUGGGACUUCUAGAAAGCUUAUGCAAUAAUACAUUAUUCAGCACAGAUACUACCGGUAGUUUGUACAACUGUCCAAACCAUUUCUUGUCCUGCUUGUAUUCAACUUUGUUUGUUUUGUUGCACUUCAACGGUGAACAGAUGUUACAUUGCUUUUUGUUCAUGUUAAAUGAUGCUUUGUAUUUUGAUGAAUUAUUGAAAGAAAAGAACAGUGUCAUAUAUCAGGCUUUGUUGCAUUUAUUAGAAAGAUAUUGACCUGAUAUUGGAAUAAGCUUGCAUUUGUUUACAUUCUAUGAACUAUAAGAAAAAAGCCCAAUGCCAAUAAAAUGAAUUAUAAUUUGAAUGCUUAAAAAACUUUUUGCCAAUUUGUUUGGUUAACUCUCCACAUAAAAAUAAAGAGAUGAAGCAUAAACACAAUAUUUCAAAUGUGUCCAGUUAUUUGUCUAUGAAUGUUUCAUGAUAUACUUGUCGACCAGACUGGUUCCAAGUCACUAAAUGUUCUUUUUUUAGGGAAAUGUGCAAAAUGAUAUAUACUUUCUGCUUUGUGUGAACAUGUAUGCAAAAAUGCUUAAUUUGGUGAAUUUGCCAUUGUUCUUGCAUUAAUUAAUACUGAACUUAAAAAGACAUUUUUAAAGUAUGACUGUCAUUCAGAAAUGAAGUUGUAAUUUCGGAGCUCAUAAUAACCUCUCCAAUUUUGAUCCUGAAUACGAAAAAACUCAACUGUUCCUAUUUGAAACAUUAGUAAUAUUCAUCUUAUUAACUUUAUUCUUAGGAUGGUCAAUUUCAAACUUGUCUAUGAAAAUAAUUGUUUUUGUCAUUGCUAAUAUUAUGGAAUCAUGUAUUGCAUAAAAUGCUUUCUUGUUUUGUGUUUGUUUCUUUAAGAAACGGAAACAGAACUGUUGCAAGAUUCCAUUAGUCAAAACAUGCAAGUGUAGGAUCUUUGGAAUUUUUGUUUUGUUCCUUUCGUCUUACACCUUCAAAGAUCUGGGCUUUUAUAUUAAUGCAGAAUUGACAGUGUUUUUCUCCUGUGUAAAUGUGAGUGUUGUGUGUCACUCUCUGAAGUAUUCACUUGUGUUUGUGAGAGAAAAUGCUUUCGAGAAAUUGUGAACAAUUAAAAGUACCGCCUGUGUAAUGCCUUUUUUAAUGUGUACACAAAUAUAAUAUUCAUGUUUCAAGUACAUUUUCGUCAUAGUGUCUAGGUAUUGUACAUUUAUAGUGUCUAUCUUCGCAUUGUCUUAUUUUUGUGUAUAAUUCUUUUUUAUUUUUAAUGGGAUUUGGGGUUCCUUGUGAACACUUUGGAAACUAUAUGGGCAUCAUCUGUACAGUUUGUAAGUGUAGUGGACCCACUAUUUGGGAGAACAGUUGACAUGAUACUGUACUUUCAAUAUUUAAGGCGUUCUUUAUAUCUCUCUCAAAGACACCAAGUUAUAGGCCCAGGAAAUGGACUCGAGAGCAUUUAACCUUUAAAUAAAUGCAAUCAAGCUAAAAUAAAUAGGUUUCAGCUAACUUAAUAUAUAAUGCAUUGAGUUUCAAUACUUAGACAAUGAACCAAAAUGCUCAAUAUUGAUGGUCAUGAAAAUGAACGUUUGAAAUUAAAUUGUUGAAUUACAUUAUUUUAACCAUGCAAUAUUAAGCCCUUACAUUUAUAUGUUUUUUCUUGAUUAAAAUGUUAAAUUAAUAUGAUGUUGCUAUGAUUAUAUUUGCCACAUUUUUUCUGUCCCGAUUGAAAGUCAUAAUGGAAUCUGUCGGUGUUGAAUGUUUUCCCCUUUUUAUAGCAUUGUUCGUGUUAAUUAAUUGAAUGUAUCUUGCCGUAUGAAUCAUAAGGGUUCCAAGUUUUUUUUGUCAUAUAAUUUUAAGUAGUCAAAAUAUUUAAUAAUUGAUAUUGAAAAUAAAGUGUAACAUACAUAUUAAUAUGUAACGAUAAUUUGUCAUAAUCUACAUAGGCAGUACGUAUAUAUCAAUAUUAUGCAGUAUAUCGUGUAUUUGGGAUACCCAAACAGAUAUUGAAUAUAUGGUCGAUACUAUGAUUAUGGUCAUUAUAGUUUUAUUACUUUAACUUUAUUAUAAUAAAACUAUGUCAAUAUUGUAUAUGAAUGUAGAAGUGCAUCUUAUUAUAAUUUUUGAGUCUCAAUGUAGUAGUAUGUAUAGUAUCCAAUUAUUGCUUAAGAUUUGUAUGUCAUUUAUGUUGAGUAGAUUGUACAUGUAUUCAAUUAAACUGGCAACAGGUAUAGUCUUUGUAUCAAUAAGAUAUUGUUUCAAACAAAACUUUCACUUACUCUUCUUUUUGUGUUCUAUAAUGUAUAAGUAAAGAAAGCAGAGAUGCUUCGUUCCUCAACUUAUUGAUUCAAAUACCCUUACCAAGAAAUGCUUUUUUAAGGGCCAAAUGAAAAACAAAUCAACAAAUUUAGAACUACAAUAAAAUCUGCAAUCAAAUAAAAUCUUUAAUAAAUUGGAAAUAUGUAUUGUCUUGUUUUGGAGAACAUGCUGCAGUCUACAUGUCUGUUAACAAUAUUGUGUCACAUGUAUUCCAGCUAGUCUAGAUAAGGAUUAAGGCAGAUUGAUCAUUCUCUUUGUUGUACAUUUUGCUCUGUUUCUUCUGUGUUUUCUGUGUUUACAAGCCAUACAUACAUUUCUCUAAGCUUCUAGUGAGCCACUUUGUAAAUGCGGUGUCCAAUAAAACAACAAAUUCUCAACAUA
Molecule: messenger RNA, 7987 nt
Organism: Dreissena polymorpha
Lineage: Eukaryota; Metazoa; Mollusca; Bivalvia; Myida; Dreissenidae
Product: gamma-adducin-like
Exons: 24
Coding region: 477-3236 (919 amino acids)
Cellular component (GO): cytoskeleton; postsynaptic density; plasma membrane
Molecular function (GO): actin filament binding
Source: RefSeq, a predicted model, not a curated record